Parathielavia appendiculata is the source of this 1590-nucleotide messenger RNA. RefSeq lists its product as uncharacterized. The record is from RefSeq and is a predicted model, not a curated record. The coding region runs from base 426 to 1328 and encodes 300 amino acids. NCBI's taxonomy places the organism in Eukaryota, Fungi, Ascomycota, Sordariomycetes, Sordariales, Chaetomiaceae. Gene Ontology annotation, biological process: intracellular protein localization. Gene Ontology annotation, molecular function: ribonucleoside-diphosphate reductase inhibitor activity. The transcript has a single exon. Gene Ontology annotation, cellular component: nucleus; cytoplasm.
UGUUUCAGGAAGUUCUACCAAUUCUGCCAAUUACUGCGAUCGACAAUUCAAAACCUGGAAGAUUAAACUUCGAGUUGCGUUGCGUCAGAUCCGACAGGAAGUGCUCGGCAGCUUGAGAAACCUGCUGACGUUUGAAACGAACCAAUCCUGUAUGAGCUUGAUCCAAUUAACGCGUGACAACACGUUGUCGCGACUUCUUUCCUGGACCCACAUUUUUCCUCCUAUUACUCGAAUCGGCCAGCACUUUUAAAGGAAAUCCGCAUCUUGCCCAGCCUCCUUUGUUCUUACUUCAGCCCCAAGUCUCUAUGCAACACCACACAAUAUACAUUCACGUCUGCCUAUCGCAGCACCUUUCUCCGUCUCAUUCCUCAGCAAGCUUCAUUCUCGCAUCGUAACGAUUGAAACCCGAGUUUGAGCCAUCAAGAAUGUCUGGCCCACGCACAAAGCGGCAAUUCGCCGGCGCAGCCAGCGACCCCUCGCAACGCCAGAUCACGUCCUUUUUCCCGAAGACCGUAACUUCAACCUCUCCCACGUCCGCCAAUGCCGCCAGAAAAUUAUCGAACCAAGCGCCCCUCAGUGCCCCUGUUCUUCCAGCGCAGGUUCAGACAGACUUACUGAACGUCGGCAUGCGAGUCCGCAAGGCCAUCCCAGAGGGCUACAAGACGGGCGGCGCCUACAGCACAUUCACACUCUGGGCGGAGGAGAGCACCAGCAACUCGAGCUCAGAUCCCCGCCCUGUUUCCGCAACACCCACCGCAACAUACUCAUCCGCGAUGCGCGAGCUUGAGCCUUUCUGCGGCAUCAACAAAAUUGGGGGCCUCGCCUUCCAGCCAUCAUACCACCCAGAGGACGAUCUCGAGGCCAUGCCAGGUCUCACGAGCAGCCAAGACACCAUCGCCAGCACUGCGAGCACCAUGUCAUCAACCCCCGCCACUAGCCUCAACGUCACCGCGGCAGCCCCGUCAGCACCCAGCCGCAAACGCUUCUUCAGGUCAGAAGAAGACGAAGCAGCCCACGACGCUCUGGGCGCCUCCCUGCCAUACAGGGGCCCAUUCCGCCUCAGCAGCGAUAAUCGAGACGCCUGGCUAGAAGAGGAGGUCUCGCCUCGGAGCCUGGGGCCGCCGGCCGGGAUGUGGGAGAAUGCACGGCUGCUGGCUGUGCCGAGGCGGACUCGACAGGGGAGGAAGGUUGAGGCUGCUGGAGAAUUGGGCGGACUGGGACAAGAGAAUGUCAUGGUAACGGUGCCAGGGCAGGAUGGGAAUGACUUUGAGGAGGCCAGCUUCUUGGACUAUGGCCUGAGGGCGGAUGGGAGGAUGGAUAUUGGGUGAGCGGGGCAUGGGGUUGGUUUGCAUUGCACUGUUGACGGCGUUUAUGGCGUUUUCCGGGUGAGCCAGUUGCCCAAGACUUGGCUGGAUGGGAUGCAUUAUACCAUGGUAAAUGGGCAGGUUUCGCAGGCAUUACGGGGGAUACGGCGUUGUAUCAGAGAAUUGGUGCGGGUGGAUGCAGUGCAUUCUAAUAUUGGUGUUUGAGUAAACCUACAACCCGUAGCGCGAGCAGACGAAAUCGACAUUGAAUGACUGUUACCUCAGU